CUGCAGUUGUUCUGACUACGUCCACUGCUGCUUCCCACAUGUGUUGAAUAAGAGAAGGAGAAGAAAAGGAAGAAAGGAGCAGUCGAGAGUUGUGACUCCAGAUAGUUUCUUCUUGUCUUCAUGUGUAUGGUAACACCUGUUAGUAUUCUUUGCGACUUUCCUCUACUUCGUUUAAUAAAAUUUCUACCUUUCUCUACUUCUCAUGGUAGGAACAAGUGAUCAACAUAUGGGUCCCUUUUUCCUCAAACAUCCUACAGUGUUCAUGGCACUCUCUCUCCUUCUCAUCUUUUCUAGCUACCACAGUAAUCCCUUCUCUUCAGCAUUUCUCACUUUGUUAAUCUUGGCUUUUUCCGCUUCUUUCCCAUUGUUCCUUGCUAAGUUGAGACAAUUUUGCAAGCCCAACACUAUGGAGAAGCCACCAGAACUAGAGGUUUGUCUGCAGGAUCUGCCCCAGCAUGAGAUUCUUGAGGAAAAUAAGGCAACCCAAGAAGAAACAGGCAAGUUUCCACAUGAAGAAUUAGUCACCAACCCAUCAUUGGAAUCUGAAGACAUAAAUGGAGGUGAGAGAGAUGAGCAUGCAUUGUUGAAUGCUCUAGUUUGUAGUGACAAAGAUGUGUUGGAAAAUCCAACUCCAUCAGAAUGCUUGGAUUAUUCACUCUGUGAUGAUGAUCCUUUGCCGGAGCAUUUGCAUCAGUUGGCGGAAUGCUCGGAAGGUUCAAUAUCAGAUGAUGACAACCUCAUUGAGAUUGAGAUCCCCCAUGGGAAUUAUGUAGCAACAGGGGAGUCAAAAUCACAGUUAACGCCAGAGCUGAGAGGAGGUUUUCUUCUGGACUUUUUACCAGAAACAGUGUGCAGGCAACAUGGGCUAAUGGAGCUAUUAUCAGAGAUUAAUGAGGAAGACAAUUUAAUAGAGAUCGACAUUGCUAGGGGCUCCAUCAAAUGUUCAAGGGUGGGAAUCAAGGCAUGAACCAGGGAUUGAUGCACCAAGGAGCACAAGUCAUUGCCAAAAAAAUAUCCACAAUUUAUUUUUGGAAGGGGACAGGCCAGGUGGCAAGGGGAGUGCUAAUGGUUGCAUCUACCAUACCCUGAGGUUGUCUUUACUCAUGCUCCAUCUAUUUUCUGUAUUCUGUUAUGGUCAAAAGGAUAAGUGAUGCACAUCAAAAAAAAAAGAAAAAUGAAAAAUCAAAAGCUUGGGCAGCAACACUCCUAUGCUAG
Molecule: messenger RNA, 1215 nt
Organism: Elaeis guineensis (African oil palm)
Lineage: Eukaryota; Viridiplantae; Streptophyta; Magnoliopsida; Arecales; Arecaceae
Source: RefSeq, a predicted model, not a curated record